This is a messenger RNA of Myotis davidii, 2130 nucleotides long. RefSeq names its product CREB regulated transcription coactivator 1 (gene CRTC1). Gene Ontology annotation, molecular function: cAMP response element binding protein binding. Gene Ontology annotation, biological process: positive regulation of transcription by RNA polymerase II. The transcript has 14 exons. Lineage: Eukaryota; Metazoa; Chordata; Mammalia; Chiroptera; Vespertilionidae. The record is from RefSeq and is a predicted model, not a curated record. Bases 16 to 1932 code for a protein of 638 amino acids. Gene Ontology annotation, cellular component: nucleus; cytoplasm.
UACUGACCCCACCACAUGGGUCCUUUCCAGGCAAGGUGUGCUGAGGAUGGCCCCGCCAGCCCUCGCUGCAGCUGCCGGUUUCUCUUACAGCUCCAGCUCCAAAAGUCCCAGUACCUGCAGCUGGGCCCAAGCCGUGGCCAGUACUAUGGCGGGUCCCUGCCCAAUGUGAACCAGAUUGGGAGCGGCACUGUGGAUUUACCGUUCCAGCCCAGCGGAUUUCUGGGGGAUGCCCUGGCAGCGGCUCCUGUCUUUCUGACACCCUUCCAGUCCUCAGGCCUGGACACCAGCCGGACUACCCGGCACCAUGGGCUGGUGGACAGAGUAUACCGGGAGCGUGGCCGGCUCGGCUCCCCACACCGCCGGCCUCUGUCAGUGGACAAACAUGGUCGGCAGGCGGACAGCUGCCCCUAUGGUACUGUGUACCUCUCACCACCCUCGGACACCAGCUGGAGAAGGACCAAUUCUGACUCUGCCCUGCACCAGAGCACAAUGACACCCACCCAGCCAGAGCCCUUUAUAGGGGGGUCCCAGGAUGCACACCAGAAAAGAGUCUUACUACUAACAGUCCCAGGAAUGGAGGAGACCACCUCAGAGACGGACAAGAACCUUUCUAAGCAAGUAUGGGACACCAAGAAGACAGGGUCCAGGCCCAAGUCCUGCGAGGUCCCCGGAAUCAACAUCUUUCCAUCUGCUGACCAGGAAAACACUACAGCCCUGAUUCCUACCACCCACAACACCGGGGGUUCCCUGCCUGACCUGACCAACAUCCACUUCCCCUCCCCGCUUCCAACCCCGCUGGACCCCGAGGAGCCCACCUUCCCAGCGCUCAGCAGUUCCAGCAGCACCGGCAACCUCACUGCCAACUUAACGCAUUUGGGCAUCGGCAGCACUGGCCAGGGCAUGAACACUCCAGUCUCUUCACCGCAGCACCGUCCGGCCAAUGUCAGCCCACUAUCCCUGAGUUCGGAGACACGACGGCAGCAGCAGGCACAGCAGGUGUCACCCACCCUCUCCCCGCUGUCACCCAUCACUCAGGCCGUGGCCAUGGAUGCCCUAUCUCUGGAACAACAGCUGCCCUACGCCUUCUUCACCCAGGCAGGCUCCCAGCAAUCAACUCCACCGCAGCCCCCGCCCCCGCCCCCCCCGCCACCAGUAUCCCAGCAGCAACCAUCCCCACCACCUCCGCAGGUGCCCAUCAACCUCCCCCCAGGCAGCCCCCUGAUGCCGAGCACCAGCCUGACGCAGGGACCCCAGCUGCCCCCGCUCCUGGUCACAGUACCGUCCUCUCUCCCCCAGUCCCCCCCAGACAACCCAGGCCAGCCACCGAUGGGAAUCGACAUCGCCUCGGCCCCGGCUCUGCAGCAGUACCGCACUAGUGCCGGCUCCCCAGCCAACCAGUCUCCCACCUCACCCGUCUCCAAUCAAGGCUUCUCCCCUGGGAGCUCCCCACAACACUCUUCCACCCUGGGCAGCGUGUUUGGGGACUCGUACUAUGAGCAGCAGAUGGCGGCCAGGCAGGCCAAUGCUCUGUCCCACCAGCUGGAGCAAUUCAACAUGUUGGAGACGGCCAUCAGCUCCAGCAGUCUGUACAGCCCGGGUUCUACACUCAACUACUCGCAGGCGGCCAUGAUGGGUCUGACGGGCAGCCAUGGGAGCCUGCAAGACACACAGCAGCUUGGCUAUCCCAGCCACAGCAGUAUCCCCAACAUCAUUCUCACAGUGACAGGAGAGUCCCCUCCCAGCCUCUCUAAAGAACUGACCAGCACGCUGGUUGGGGUUGGCGAUGUCAGCUUCGAUUCUGACAGCCAGUUCCCUCUGGAUGAACUCAAGAUUGACCCCCUGACCCUGGAUGGACUGCACAUGCUCAAUGACCCUGACAUGGUCCUGGCCGACCCGGCCACCGAGGACACCUUCCGGAUGGACCGUCUGUGAGUGCACACCCAGCACUCUGCUGCCCAGCCCCGGCUCCGUCACCCCGCCGGUCAGUGGUCCCAACGGAGUCUCCCUGAGCCCAGGGACUGCACACUCUGUCCCUGCAAACGGCCGAGCUUGUGAUUCUGAGCUUGCAAUACCGCCAAGCACUCCCGCCCCCGCCCUCCCUCGGCUGUUCACCUCCCCUGGGAGGCUGUU